This is a messenger RNA of Musa acuminata AAA Group (dessert banana), 1314 nucleotides long. Its product is annotated as very-long-chain aldehyde decarbonylase GL1-11-like. Gene Ontology annotation, biological process: sterol biosynthetic process; 4-alpha-methyl-delta7-sterol oxidation. Bases 35 to 952 code for a protein of 305 amino acids. Gene Ontology annotation, molecular function: C-4 methylsterol oxidase activity; iron ion binding. The transcript is spliced from 7 exons. Lineage: Eukaryota; Viridiplantae; Streptophyta; Magnoliopsida; Zingiberales; Musaceae. The record is from RefSeq and is a predicted model, not a curated record. Gene Ontology annotation, cellular component: endoplasmic reticulum membrane.
UCCUCGGGAAAGGUCCAAAACGCUCCCACGAGGGAUGACAGACUGUCGACACAACCUCGCUUUGGAGCGGAAUCGAUCGAGUCGAGCUCUUCCUCGACUUCUCCACCUGAAGUCUGGCAUCGACGUCGCCGGCGAUCGGCCCCCAACUGCAUCCAUGGCGUCUCUCCUCGAUUCAUGUUGGCUGUAUCUUAUCACUCAUUUCAGUGAGUUCCAAUUAGCAACUGUUGGCACUUUCUUAAUUCAUGAAAGUAUCUUUUUCUUAUCUGGACUUCCAUCCAUAUACUUCGAGAGGUCAGGACUUUUCAGCAAAUAUAAAAUUCAGAAAAAGAGCAACACUUCAGAAGCGCAAGAGAAAUGUAUUGUGCGUCUAGUCUUGUACCAUGUAUGUGUCAACUUACCAGUUAUGCUCGUCUCUUAUCCUACUUUCAGAUUCAUGGGUCUGAGAAGCAGUCUUCCAUUGCCACACUGGUCUGUCAUCAUCUCUCAAAUUAUCUUUUACUUCAUCUUGGAGGAUUUCGUGUUCUAUUGGGGACACCGAAUACUGCAUACCAAAUGGCUAUACAAGCAUGUUCACAGUAUCCAUCAUGAAUAUGCUACACCUUUUGGACUGACUUCAGAGUAUGCCCAUCCUGCUGAAAUCCUGUUCCUUGGCUUUGCCACAGUUGUCGGUCCAGCUCUAACUGGCCCUCACCUCUUUACUCUGUGGUUAUGGAUGAUAUUGAGAGUCUUAGAGACAGUUGAGGCUCACAGCGGAUACCACUUCCCAUGGAGCCCCUCAAAUUUCUUGCCUUUGUAUGGAGGUGCUGAUUUCCAUGACUACCAUCACCGUGUGCUUUAUACAAAGUCGGGCAAUUAUGCAUCAACUUUUGUUUACAUGGACUGGUUGUUUGGCACUGAUAAAGGUUAUCGGAAGCUGAGGGCCAUCGAGGAAGUAGAAGGAAAGAAUUAUUAAAUCACAUCCUAAGUCUGUCUGAUAUCAUCACCAGAAAUUUGCUGACUUUUAUGUCUGGAUGGCACGAUUCUGAUCUUAAAAUUGUAAUAAGGAGUUGCAGGGCCUUCCUAAAUCCUUCAUUGUUCUUUCUUCAAUAGUCUCUCUGAUCCAGGGAUGAUUCUCUCUCUCUCUCUCUCUCUCUCUCUCUCUCUCUCUCUCUCUCUCUCUCUCUCUCUCUCUCUCUCUCAUCAUUGGUGUUAACUGUGUAGAAUUUGGUUGUGGAAGUUGGACUGUCAUGAGCACCAUUAGUUUUGACUUAUUAAUCACCAAGUUUCAGUUUUCUUUGUACCAGUAUGUAACAAGUAAUCAAAGUCAGAUUAAUA